CUUAAAUUAUUACUAAAAUUUUAAUGUCCAACUCCCAGCUGCCUGCUGGGACAGCGCAGCCCACUCGAUGCACUCAGUUUUCAUGCUGAGGUGGAGCACUCUCCCCAUUGGACAUCUCCUUUUGCCCCCAUCUCCCACCCCAGUGGGUUUCUCCUACUCCCCCCACCAACACAAUAACUUCAGCACCCCACAAAGCACGAGUCCUUUUAGGACACUCUGCUCCAUUCUUUUUGAAGAAGUGUCUCCUUUGGCCCCGUUUCCCCCUCCCCAUCAUUCAUUCACAAUUGAAGAUGUUGGGGUGAGUGACCAAACCUUAAGGCUGGUCCCUUUGGGAGCCCUUUGACUUUGGGUUUGGGCAACCAGCCACGAUGCCUUGGUGACCCACGUCAGGGAGCUCAGUGUUUCUGUACUUGAGUGUAUUCAACGUAUGGUGGCCUCGCUGGUGAUGUGAGAAUUAACAAGAUGCCAAUAUACUACGGUAACGUGGCCCAGAUAAGCCUGGGUGAUAAGCCGUGUUGAUUCAUUUGCUCUUAACCUAUGAGUCAUCCUGUGAGUCAACAGAGAAAACAACAUGGAAACGUCACCCAGCAGGUCCUAAAAACUCAGAUUUUGUUCAUAUCAAGAACUGCGAGUGGAAUAAUUGCAUUGAUGUUCCUUUCCAGGGAAAAAUGUUUAAUUUGCAACUGCACUCACACAAACAGAAAUAGAAAUCAGAGUGCUCAUUUCCUUACAGACUGGAGUUUUGGUAUUGAUCUUCUUUUUAAUUCUUUUCUCUGAGCUUUUAAAAUUGCUUUUCUCGACACACAAUCAAAAGAAAAUUCCUCUUUGCAAAGUGUUCUGGUUUAGAUUAGACAUCACAAUCAUUUCUGGGAGAAAAAAAUGAAGGCUUCAAGCAGAGUUGGUGCACAAAAUGGCCACCCGUGAGCUGAUGGGAAAGUCCACCACCACAUGGGCCAGGCGUGAGCCAGCCAUUAACAAAGCCAAGUGUUGGCUGAAGUCCCCCAUGGAGGUACCACUCAGAGAUACCAAUGCCAGCUCUGGGCAGAGGUUUUGGGAGGUCUCAUCCCACCUUCAUUUAGAUUGAGGAGGUCAAAGGCUGGACAAAGUCUUGGUGGCUCAAGGCAUAGAGGAAAUGGAGUUUUCCCCAAUCCUAUUGCCCAGGGAAUGGAGGCUGGUGGAGAACGACGGGGGCAGGAGUGUUGUGCUGCAGAUUGCAGACUCUGUAGCCAAUGAGGGGAGUGGGGUGUUGGGGGAUUGUGCUCACAUUACUUGAUCCCCCUGUGACUUGCAGGGCCGAUGGCUGUGAUGAGUUUUCUUCUCGCCUUACAGGAGCACGGCAGGCAGAAAAUGGGAGGUCUCCUUCGUGUUCUCCCUGGGGGCUGGCAGUCACCCUCUGCUGUGUAGAAGACCUCAGGCAAUGCCUUUGUGCAGCCACCAGUGCUUGCUGUCCCUGUUUCCAUGCCCAGAAGAUCAUCUCCGUGCUUGGCCAAACCCAGCACCCAAGUAGCACCCAAUGGGCCCAACAACCAACAGUGUUGUCCUGGCCACUUUUCUUCCCACCAGCUCCAUUACCCACCCGGGGUCCUCCUCCCCAUGGGACACAUCUUCAAAGCUCUGUCAAUCUUUUCUUGGACGUUACCCUCUCAUUAAACACCAGCCUGGCCCCUGGGGUUUUGCUUUCCUCCACCCCCCUCCAGGGUGCCCCCAGCUUCACCCAGAAAACCUCUCCCAUCAGAUCAUCUGGUCCUGUCAGAGCACAGAGCUCUGUGCUCCAGCUGUCCCUGAGUGCCCUCUUGACCCUGAUGUUUGUGUCUGGAGGUGUUUCCUGGGGACCACGUAGCUGUGAGCCUUUGGAGAAAUGCCCAGAAGCUCCUCCAUACAGCAUCCAUGGAGGGAAAGAGUUGGGGAGAGGAGAAAACACUCCGUUGACCUGAAUUUGAGGAAGGCUAAGGAAUUAGACCAUAGGUUACAGAGGCAUUUUUAGUAGCAUACCAUGCAUGAUAUGGCAGCAAACAAAACAAGGACAGGCAGGGGGGUGAGUGGGUUUAUAUCCUAUAGACUAACAUGGCUUUGGGUUACUGUGGUCCUUUGGGAUGAAUUGGAAUGUGAGGUUGGCAGAAAGGUGGCUGGAUGUGACCAGACCCCAUGGACACAGUUCUGCUUUGUAUGUGCAAGGCAGAGUCAAGGCUGCAAGACACUGCAAGGCUGGACUUUGCUCAAUGUUUUCCAGGAAUGUGGGUCAGAAGGGCUGGGGAAAGCACAGAGCAGGUGUCCAUGGGGCUGUGCUGAGGAUCGUGACAGGGAAAACAGCCGUAUCAAGGCCAAGGAGCUGUGGGGAGAAUAUGGAGAGAGGGGAUCUGGGGCUGACUGUGGGACUGGGGAAGGGUCAGGUGCUCAGGUAGGAGCUAGGAGAGAACCUGGGUGCAAAGAAAUGGGGAAGCUCAUAAGCAUCUUGCCUUGGUGACCCCACUUUGGUGAGGGGUUGGUCUGGAUGAUCUCAAGAGGUGCCUUCCAGCCUCAGCUCUUCUGGGUUUCUGGGACUGAGCUGGGGAGCAGAGUGCUUUAGGUUAUGGCAGGGAAUAAGGAAGGACCUGGGGGGCAAAAGGGUCAGGGGAGCAACAUGGAGAUCAGGAGAUGGAGGGGUCUUAUGUGGGACAAGGCAUGAGGUGUGUGGGGUGAGCACAGAAUUUGGGGCCGGCAGGUAACCACGGAGGUGGCAUUGGGGGGGUGGGAAGCUCACAGUGGUGUUGGUGUGGGAACAGGAGUUGUGUCCCCAAAGAAAGGUGACCUGGCCCUGGCCUGCGCAGUCCCGUGCAGGCAUGGGGGGAGUGGGGGGGCAGGACCAUGUGUUGCAGCCCCAUAGGAGGGGGUAGGGGCGUGCUGCUGAAUGUGCAGGUCCCGGGUGGCUAUUCCUGGAGGCCCCCGCCUGCGCAGGCAGAUUGGUUUGCAGGGAGGUGACAAGUGCCAGACCAAGCCUAUAAAAAUCUCCAGCCCCUGCCCUGGCUCAGUGACCCGAUUCCCCCCUCCCAGCACAGCCGUCCUGCAGCACAGCCCGUUCCUUCAGAGUGGAGAUAUCGGAUCCGGAGUGGAGAUUCCUGAUCCAGAUCAGGGACCCCAGCUUCAGAGCUAAGAUCCCAAGUCUGGAGGACAGACCUUUGGUUUGGAGCGGAGACCCCCACUGAGAGCAGAGAUCCCGGAGCAGAGACCCCAAAACAGCCCCUCGGCUUUGCAGCAAUGACCGGCAAAACGGCUCCAGCUGCUGCAAAGAAAGCACCAGCCUCAAAGAAAGCACCGGCACCAGCCUCUAAGAAAGCACCGGAACCAGCCCCAAAGGAAGAGCCAGCACCGACCCCAAAGGAAGAGCCGGCACCGACCCCAAAGGAAGAGCCAGCACCGACCCCAAAGGAAGAGCAUGCCCCAGCCCCCGCUGCUGAAACACCCCCAGCCCCCGAGCAUCCCCCUGGUGCGGAGCAUCCUGCGGCCCCUGCAGCUGAGCACGCUCCGGCCCAUGAGGCUGAAGCUACUCCAGCCCAUGAGGAAGGAUCCCCCCCUGCUGCCCCAGCUGAAGCUCCAGCCCCAGAGCCUGAGCCUGAGAAACCCAAAGAAGAGCCGCCCAGCAUCCCCUUGUCCUUGGCUGUGGAAGAAGUGACUGAAAACUCUGUUACGCUGACCUGGAAAGCACCGGAGCAGACGGGCAAAUCGAGCCUGGAUGGAUACGUGGUGGAGAUCUGCAAGGAUGGAAGUUCGGACUGGACAGCUGUGAACAAGGAGCCUUUUCUCUCCACCCGCUACAAGAUCCAGGACCUUGGCUCUGGUGAGAAGGUCCACGUGCGGGUGAAGGCCAUCAGUGCCAGUGGCACCAGCGUCCCAGCUACCUUGGAGCAGCCAAUCCUCAUCAGGGAGAUCACUGAUCUCCCAAGGAUCCGCUUACCUCGUCAGCUGCGGCAGGUGUAUGUCAGGCAUGUUGGGGAGGCCGUGAACCUGCUGAUCCCUUUCCAGGGAAAGCCGCAGCCCCAGGUGACCUGGACCAAGGACAACCAACCCCUGGACACCAGCCGGGUCAACAUCCGCAACACAGAAAAGGACACAAUCUUCUUCAUCCGCACGGCGCAGCGCAGCGACUCGGGCAAAUACCAGCUUGCAGUCAGGAUAAAUGGAGCAGAGGACAAAGCCAUCCUGGACAUCCAAAUAAUUGAGCGGCCUGGGCCCCCCCAGAAUCUGAAACUGGUGGAUGUGUGGGGCUUUAAUGUGGCCCUGGAGUGGAGUCCCCCAGCAGAUAAUGGAAACUCCGAGAUAAAGGGCUACACAGUGCAGAAGUCAGACAAGAAGAGUGGGAAAUGGUUCACAGUGCUGGAGCGCUGCACCCGCACCAGCUGCACCAUCUCCGACCUCAUCAUAGGCAACACGUACUCCUUCCGCGUGUUCUCAGAGAAUGCCUGCGGGAUGAGCGAGACAGCAGCCGUUGCUUCUGGGGUGGCUCACAUCAAGAAAACAAAAACUGUUUACCAGCCACAGAAGAUCCCUGAACGGGACAUGAUGGAGCCCCCCAAAUUCACCCAACCCCUGACAGACCGAGCCACCACCCGGGGCUACAGCACUCACCUCUUCUGCUCCGUCCGGGGCUUCCCCCAGCCCAAAAUCAUCUGGAUGAAAAAUAAGAUGGAGAUACGGGAAGAUCCAAAAUACAUAGCAAUGAUUGAGCAGGGUGUCUGCUCCCUGGAAAUCCGCAAGCCCAGCCCCUUCGAUGCUGGCGUCUACACCUGCAAAGCUGUGAACCCUUUGGGGGAAGCCUCAGUAGACUGCAAACUUGAUGUGAAAAUGCCCAAGUGAUGACGGGUUGGAGGCUGAGAUGAAGAGUGAGGUAGGUUGGGGCUGGGGCUGAGGGAGGGGAGGAGGGUGGAUCCUUUGGGGAUGGAGCACAUUGGAUAUCCUGGACUGCCCCUUAUCAGCUGCUGAUGAAGCCCUGCUUGGGGACUGCCUCCUCCCAGGGCUGGAGAUGUGCUGGUGGGAGAGAUGAGAGAAACCUGCCCCUUUGCUGGGAAGAAGAAAGGCUGUAAAUGGGCCAAGAGAAAAGAGGACAUGAAUGGGAGACACAUGAACAACAGUCAGGGCUUGGAGACAUGGGGCUGAGUAAACAUAGGGGGCUGGGGGCAGGUAUAAAGGUGUGCAAGACAGAGGAGCAGAGCUGAAGGGCUGCAGCUGAACCUCGUGGGGCAGAUGAGGGUGGAGGAACUUGUCUGCAAGUCAUUCCUUGGAUCCACAGCUGGAAUUUGGUUUCCCAUCUCACCUUUGAUCAGCAGCUGGCAGGACUCAGAUCCUGUUCCUUCACCCAGGUGGAUGCAGCAGCAGCACAGCAUGUGGUGAUGCUCCCAGCCACAACCUCCACUGCCUGCAGGCCUGUCCCCUCCCCAGCAGUGCCCCUGGGUCCUGCGUGUUGUCCUGGCCAUGGCA
Messenger RNA from Phasianus colchicus (ring-necked pheasant), 5451 nucleotides. The record is from RefSeq and is a predicted model, not a curated record. NCBI's taxonomy places the organism in Eukaryota, Metazoa, Chordata, Aves, Galliformes, Phasianidae.